AUGAAUUUCGCUUGGGUCACAAAGCAACAGAAGCAGCCAAGAACACAUGCGGUACGAUGGGUCUGUAUGGAUCAAUGGCUAUCCAAACUGAUUACUGGCGAUGAGAAGUGGGUGUUAUAUGUUAAUUACACGCGUGAACGUCAUUGGUUGAGUACUGGGCAAACAGGCAGUAUUAAAGAACGUAUUCAUUGGAAAAUUCUACCAAAUGGUUACACCAUCACUGCUGAUAUGUACUGUCAACAAUUAGAUCGGAUUGCAGACAAACUCAAAAGAAAGCAGGAUCGAGUUUAUUUUUUACAUGAUAACGCAAGACCACACAUUGUAAAGUCGUCGACCCGUGAAAAAUCCCAGGACUUCGACGAGCGCGGGAUCAUGUCUCUUCCAGAACGUUGGCGACAAGUGGUAGAUAGCAAUGGCUCUCGAGCUCGUAUCGGAACGACGGGUUCCAAGUCGACGGAUCGUUAUACUGAUCCCACUUGUCGCCAAGGACAAGCAGUACGCAUUGCAUCAGCAUGAAAAUACGAUUGGCUCAAAAAUAUAGAAUCCGUUGCUAACAUUUCGACAACACGAUACUCGAUUAGCGGUUUUGAAGUCCACGGGUUUAUCUUACUAUCUCAAUCAUUGUUUAAGAAGAACAAAUUACGUUAUCCAACUGGAUUCAUCAUUGCCUCUGAAUAUUUUUUUCGUAUUUUCAUAUACGGAAUCAAGGUGUUCUAUUCACUUAUUGUCACUCAACGUCGAAAGAAAAGAUACUGA
Messenger RNA from Adineta ricciae, 756 nucleotides. Lineage: Eukaryota; Metazoa; Rotifera; Eurotatoria; Adinetida; Adinetidae. The record is from the annotation of a GenBank genome assembly.